AAGAUAUAUUAUUCAAUUAAGAUGUUCCUAAAAUAUGUGAUCGCUUGUCUAUUUUGUAUUUUAGGUUUACUGACCUUUCAGUUUUUGGCUUUUCACAGUUGGUUACACUGUUUCUUGCAUCAAGUUGACCUUUCUGCUUGUUGGGUCUUCUUGCCCAUAUAUUUUUCUUUAAAUAAUAUUUAAAUUUAGUGAUAAUUACAAAGAAAAUAUUUUAAAAUGUUUCGAAUUGUAGCAACAGCUCUACGCUCUUCUUCAAGAAGUUUGGUCGCAGCAAAUGUUUCAAGGACCGUUGCUGUUCCAGGACGUCUGAUGUCUUCUCAUUCUACAGAAAGUGAUGAGGAGUUCGACAAUAGGUAUGAAGCUUAUUUCAAUAGACCCGAUAUCGAUGGAUGGGAAAUCAGACAAGGAAUGAAUGAUCUUGCUGGAAUGGAUCUUGUUCCCGAACCAAAAAUUUUGAUAGCAGCGAUGAAGGCUUGUCGCCGAGUAAAUGAUUAUCCAUUGGCUGUAAGGAUCCUUGAGACAGUCAAAUUCAAGUGUGGUAACAAGGUUGAGGAGAUCUACCCAUACAUUCUUCAAGAAAUCCAGCCAACUUUGGACGAACUUGGCAUUGAUACACCAGAAGCCCUAGGCUAUGAUAAACCAGAACUAGCUCUUGUUGAUCCCGAUUACAUUCACUAAAUUUUGAAUAGUUAAAAAAUGCGAGUUAUAAUGUAUAACUAACGACUACACGCAUUUUAGAGCCUUAAUUUUCCGUUAUUAAUUGUAUAAAAGUCCAAUAAUAAAAUGUUUACCAAUAACUGAAAGAA
This is a messenger RNA of Nilaparvata lugens (brown planthopper), 806 nucleotides long. Its product is annotated as cytochrome c oxidase subunit 5A, mitochondrial. The transcript has a single exon. Lineage: Eukaryota; Metazoa; Arthropoda; Insecta; Hemiptera; Delphacidae. Gene Ontology annotation, cellular component: mitochondrial inner membrane. The coding region runs from base 217 to 678 and encodes 153 amino acids. Gene Ontology annotation, biological process: mitochondrial electron transport, cytochrome c to oxygen. The record is from RefSeq and is a predicted model, not a curated record.